Fusarium coffeatum is the source of this 612-nucleotide messenger RNA. RefSeq lists its product as uncharacterized. Bases 1 to 612 code for a protein of 203 amino acids. Gene Ontology annotation, molecular function: DNA-binding transcription factor activity, RNA polymerase II-specific; zinc ion binding. The record is from RefSeq and is a predicted model, not a curated record. Lineage: Eukaryota; Fungi; Ascomycota; Sordariomycetes; Hypocreales; Nectriaceae. The transcript has 2 exons. Gene Ontology annotation, biological process: regulation of DNA-templated transcription.
AUGGUUGGUGUUCCUGGAAAAUAUAAAGGCUGCGAGACGUGCCGACGCAGGAGAGUCAAGUGCAGCAAUGAGAGGCCAUACUGCCAGAAGUGCCUGGCUAGCGGAAGAGAAUGUGAAGGAUAUGAGAGGGAACGAGUCUUCAUCACCGGAACACCGCAGAACAAGGGUAGAGUGGCCUCUCAUCCCAAGAAAGGUUCGUCUUCAAAGAAGCGAAGGUCACCACCAUUCGAACAAUCAACCAGAGCACGCGACAUCACCCCAAUCCAACCGCUUUCCUCAGCUUGGGAGGACCAUACACGAAUGUCCAGUCAAGGAGUCGAAUACUCAGUUCUCGUUUCGGCCUUGAACAUCAAACUCCCACAUAUAUUGCCAGACAAGUCAACGGAGGAUGAGUCUGCGCCUUUCCACAUCACGUUCCCGCCAUAUACACCGAAUGAGCUGCAACCCUGGGUGGGCGAGGGAGACCUCGAUGUUAGGGCACAAUGCUUAGCAAGACUACCAGAUGUCCAUGAACAAGAUGACUCGGAACAGAAUUACUGCGUCUUCUUCUUUGAGGUUGGUGCAGAAACCGUCGAAUAUAGUCUCGAUCAAACCAUCACUGACACCAGUUAG